Molecule: messenger RNA, 3028 nt
Organism: Phodopus roborovskii (desert hamster)
Lineage: Eukaryota; Metazoa; Chordata; Mammalia; Rodentia; Cricetidae
Gene: Klhl2
Product: kelch like family member 2
Exons: 15
Coding region: 125-1906 (593 amino acids)
Molecular function (GO): protein binding
Source: RefSeq, a predicted model, not a curated record
GCGCUGCGCCCCCUCGGGGCGGAUGGAACGCGGCUGGGCGGGCGGACAGUGCCGGCGUCCGCGGCUGGAAUGGUGCUGGCGGCGGCGGUCGGUGCCUGCGUUCUGAAGCCCGCGAGGAGCCACAAUGGAGACGCCGCCGCUGCCUCCCGCAUGCACGAAGCAGGGUCAUCAGAAGCCUCUCGAUUCAAAAGAUGAUAAUACCGAAAAACACUGCCCGGUGACGGUGAACCCCUGGCACAUGAAGAAAGCCUUUAAAGUCAUGAAUGAGCUGAGAAGUCAGAAUUUGCUGUGUGAUGUCACGAUCGUGGCAGAAGACGUGGAGAUUCCUGCACACAGAGUGGUGUUGGCGGCCUGCAGCCCUUAUUUCCAUGCCAUGUUUACAGGUGAGAUGAGCGAGAGCCGAGCAAAGAGAGUUCGAAUAAAAGAGGUCGACGGCUGGACCCUGAGGAUGUUAAUUGAUUAUGUUUACACCGCAGAAAUUCAGGUCACAGAAGAAAAUGUACAGGUCCUCCUCCCAGCGGCUGGCCUGCUACAGUUACAGGAUGUGAAGAAGACAUGCUGUGAAUUUUUAGAGUCCCAGCUUCACCCCGUCAACUGCUUAGGAAUCCGGGCUUUUGCUGAUAUGCAUGCCUGCACAGACCUCCUGAACAAGGCCAACACUUACGCAGAGCAACAUUUUGCAGAUGUCGUACUUAGUGAAGAGUUUCUCAACCUUGGCAUCGAGCAAGUGUGCAGCUUAAUCUCAAGUGACAAACUUACCAUUUCCUCAGAAGAGAAGGUAUUUGAAGCGGUAAUAGCCUGGGUAAACCACGAUAAAGAUGUAAGGCAGGAAUUCAUGGCUCGGCUCAUGGAACACGUCCGGCUACCCUUACUACCACGGGAGUACUUAGUACAGAGGGUUGAAGAGGAAGCAUUGGUGAAGAAUAGCAGUGCGUGUAAAGAUUACCUCAUUGAAGCCAUGAAGUACCAUUUGCUGCCAACAGAGCAGCGCAUGUUAAUGAAGAGUGUGCGGACCCGGCUGAGGACACCCAUGAACCUUCCCAAAUUGAUGGUGGUAGUCGGGGGCCAAGCACCGAAGGCCAUCCGAAGUGUGGAGUGCUAUGACUUCAAAGAGGAGCGAUGGCACCAAGUAGCAGAGCUGCCUUCCAGGAGGUGCAGAGCAGGGAUGGUAUAUAUGGCUGGGCUUGUCUUUGCUGUUGGUGGUUUUAAUGGUUCCCUAAGAGUCCGCACUGUUGAUUCCUAUGACCCGGUGAAAGACCAGUGGACCAGUGUUGCAAACAUGCGAGAUCGAAGAAGCACGCUGGGGGCAGCUGUGCUAAAUGGAUUGUUAUAUGCAGUGGGGGGCUUUGAUGGCAGCACAGGUUUAUCGUCUGUGGAAGCCUACAACAUAAAGUCUAACGAAUGGUUUCACGUGGCUCCGAUGAACACGAGGAGGAGCAGUGUGGGUGUGGGUGUUGUUGGAGGUUUGCUCUAUGCUGUGGGGGGUUAUGAUGGAGCCUCACGACAGUGUCUUAGCACAGUAGAAUGCUAUAAUGCUACUGCAAACGAAUGGACCUACAUAGCAGAGAUGAGCACCAGACGGAGUGGAGCAGGUGUUGGCGUCCUAAACAACUUAUUAUAUGCUGUAGGAGGUCAUGAUGGUCCUUUAGUACGGAAAAGUGUUGAAGUAUAUGAUCCCACCACCAAUGCCUGGAGACAGGUUGCAGAUAUGAACAUGUGCAGAAGAAAUGCAGGUGUUUGUGCAGUUAACGGUCUGUUAUAUGUUGUUGGAGGAGAUGAUGGUUCCUGUAACUUGGCAUCGGUAGAGUAUUAUAACCCCACAACAGAUAAAUGGACAGUUGUAUCCUCUUGUAUGAGCACGGGGAGAAGUUAUGCAGGGGUCACAGUUAUUGAUAAACCGUUAUGAGCCUGCAGGAUGAUUUCAGCGUGUCUAUACAUGAGAAAUUGCCACUGACAGGUCUUUCUGAAGUGACUGAGAGCCUAGCGCUUCUCCAAUUGUAGCUGCACUUUACGUCUCAGAGAAGACGAGACCAUCUGCCUUUAGAGGCCUCCGACACUGAAGAUUAUUUUUGGUAGAAGCACCGUGUAGGCUUUCUCCGAACUGAGCAGCAGCUGACUGACUUAACAAGAGACCUAGACUACAGUCCCUACUCUGUGGUGUUUAGGCAGCCGUUGCUUUCAUAAAAAAAAACAAAAACAAAAACAAAAAACAAAACAGUUCUUAUCAGCCUCAAAUAACUAUGGAUUAUUUUGUGAAAGAGAAUAAAGUUAAUGUGUGUUCUUGUAAAAUUAAGUUUUAUCUUUAUUCUUCCUCCUUAAAAAAUCUCUACUGGGAACAGAAAAAUCUUUGGACAGAUUAAAAUCUAUGUAAGUAUACAACAUAGUUGGGGGAUGAAACUGUCUGCUUUUAUAAAUAUCUUUGAUUACAUGAAUAUAAUAAAUUGUGUGCAUAUAAAUGUGUGUCUAUAUGCUUUCCUUUAAAUAUGUUUGAAAAGAUGUUUGAAACUUGAUUAUCUAUUUAUAAUUGGCACAGUACUUUGAAUUAUGCCAGUACUACAUUGUAAAACAGAGUUGUAUUUUUUGAUAUUUAACAAUGCUUAACACUUUAAAACGCCACUUCUGAGGAAUGAACACGGUCUAACACACUUUAAUAUGUGUGAUGCCAAACUUUUUUAAAUAAAAUAUAAAUUAUGCUUAUUUAUUAUUUUCUUUAAUUUCAUCUUGGUCAUGUUUUGGUGUGUUUUUAAUUUUUUUCUUAAAGUAAUACUUUGGCAUGAACAUACCUGCAGGUUUUUGAUGAAUAUAAUGAAUGUAUGGAAUUCAACUGAAUAUGCAUGGUCUUAAGAAUUUUUUCUGUGUGUAUAAAUUUAGCUGCUAUUAAUGGAAGAGAAAGCUUUCUGUGAGUAACCAUGUGUAUUGAGCAGAUAGUUUUUCUGAGAUCUUCGAUUAAUCUCUUUACAGAUGACCAACAUGUGUCUUUCUUGAAUUAUCUUUGAAUAAAAGUUUGUAUAUUAUUUGUUUCACAAUG